AAUUCGGCAUAGAUAUAAUGUUCUCUGGAUUUGAUUUGUUUGGCUAACUUGUGAUUUGAGUUUGUGACAGGACAGCACCGAGCUGUGAGGUUAGAUAAUCCUGGAGCUAUUUUUCCAGAGCAUUACGGUAUUUAUGCAACUUCAAGGGCGGACGUAUACGUAACCGCACCGCACCGCACAUGCCGGUUGUACGUUUCCCAACGAGCUACCUUUAAACAGUAGAAACAUGGCUGCUUGUGCCUUUGCUUUUAAACUUCUGCCUUUAGUGACAGGAAGGCUUUGCUGCAGAGCGUCUUGUCCCGCGCGCUCAGCUGCCCGUUCGUUCUCGCGCACUCCAGCUCGUUCACACAGAGUGACCGGGACCGGGGCUCUGACGGGGAAAGUGGACCGAUUCGGUGGAGUGACAGUGAACUUGGCUGACAUCGGUUUACCGGUGGACAUCAGCGAAAGCUCAUUCAGCAGAAUACUGCAAGAAGCUUUGUCUCAGUGGAAAGCAGAGGGGAAAGUUGCAGUGUGGCUUCGAGUACCCAUCUCACUGAGUCGAUGUGCCGCCGCCGCCUCCACUCACGGCUUCACCUUCCAUCACGCCAAACACGACCACGCGGUGUUGGAGCUCUGGUUGGCAGAAGGGCAAAGCAGGCUGCCGGGGUUUGCAACUCACCAAAUUGGAGUGGCAGGUGCAGUUGUUGAUGAAUCUAAUGGAAAAGUCCUCGUGGUUCAAGACCGAAACAAGACGAGGAAUGCGUGGAAGUUCCCCGGGGGUUUGUCUGAUCCAGGAGAAAACAUCGGUGCGACCGCCGUCCGUGAAGUCUUUGAAGAAACCGGCGUUCACUCCGAGUUCAGAUCUCUGCUCAGCGUCCGGCAGCAGCACGAGCACCCCGGCGCCUUCGGUAUGUCGGACAUGUACAUCAUCUGCCGACUCCGCCCUCUCACCUACGACAUCGACUUCUGCACUCAGGAGUGUCUGCGCUGCGAGUGGCUGGACCUCGCCGAGCUGGCCGAGACCAACGACACGACCCCCAUCAGCUCCCGCGUGGCCAGGCUUCUGCUGCACGGCCUGGAGCGAGGCUUCGACCAGAUCGACCUCGCCAUGGAGGAGCUUCCUGCCGUCUACUCCGGGAAGUUUUACCAGCUGUACCACAGGCAGCUUCCUCCCACGCCACCAUCCACCUGACGGGGGUAACCGUGCCGCAGCUCGCUGUGUUGGCACGCGCUCGUCAGUAUUACUAUUUAAAAGUGUUUUUAUGACUGGAAUUCUGUUUGUGGGGUUUGUUCUUCACACUUUGAGAUAUGGUACAUGCGAACAUUCACUGUCUGGGUUCUAAAGGGAACCACUUGUAUACGGUUCAUCUGAUGCAAGCAGCUGAGUUACAGGGGGGGGACACAGACACUGACGAGUGUAGAAUGAUAAUCAAAGAUCUAUACGUUGGGUUUUGGAUUUUUAGUGUGCUAAUAAAAUGAAGUUAUUUAGUUAAAUCCUUUCUCUCUCAUCAAGUUCUAAUCAUGUAGGAUGUGAGUGCAUUGUCUUAAUGUGUAACCUUGUUAUGAAGGACGCAUGUUCCUCUAUAGGUCUGACAUCUUGCUGCUGAACGUGUGAGACGGACAUGUUCAGGAUGUAACAGUCACAAAGCAUCACAGCUACGUUGAUGGAACACUUUGUCUUCAUUGCGUCACAUCUUCUUCUUCUUCUUCUUCUUCUUCUUCCUCGUUGCUGCCACUGAGACGUUAAUAAGAUCCCAGGUUAGCACUUGGCCGACAUUGGAAGAAAAAGAAUGGCCUUUUGACCCGGUCCAGUUUUGCUUCCAGACUUGUACUGACCCGUGCGCUUCAGAGCCACGUACAUGUGGGGGUACUUCCUGGAGCGGUAGGUGUUGUAGUUGUUGCUCUCGAGCCGCUCUAAGAAGUGGCAUUCGUCUGUUGCUCGUCUCUGCAGAGAAGGACACAGAGAACAAAUCACUUUCAUUCUGCUGUUUAAUGAGGAACAUGAGGGAUCAGGGGAUUUAAACAGGACGACAUCUGCAGCCCUUUGCUUACAGGACAGACACGCACCGGGACAGAGACACGCACCGGGACAGAGACACGCACCGGGACGCCGUCUCGUCGCAAUGCUUUGAAAUAAACUUAAUCUGAGGAAAUGUGAAGAAAGUGUGAAACUUUAAUAUUUCAACAAAUGGAAACUGAAGUUCUGUCUGUACGAUUAAUUGAAAUGUUACCGUGUUUAAUAACCCUCUCUUUUUAUAUAUUGUUGGAAAGGGAGAAAAUGUGUAAAACACCCAGAGUGAAAUGUGACCUUUAUUUUGAAGGAGACUGUUGGUUUAGAAUAAAAGACAUUUUACUUUGACCUUU
Cottoperca gobio is the source of this 2346-nucleotide messenger RNA. It is a transcript of the gene nudt6, whose product is annotated as nudix (nucleoside diphosphate linked moiety X)-type motif 6. The coding region runs from base 227 to 1174 and encodes 315 amino acids. NCBI's taxonomy places the organism in Eukaryota, Metazoa, Chordata, Actinopteri, Perciformes, Bovichtidae. The transcript has 5 exons. The record is from RefSeq and is a predicted model, not a curated record. Gene Ontology annotation, molecular function: NADH pyrophosphatase activity; NAD binding; ADP-ribose diphosphatase activity.